AUGUCCGUACGUCUCUCCGUCUCCCCGUCUCUGCGUCCGUCCAUGCACGCCCCGUCCCGCCUGUCCACCUGUGCGUCCGACCACCAGUGCCAGGCGCCGCCGCUCGAGCAUGGUCCACGACCCAGCGGAGGAGAUGACGCCACCCUGCUGAUGGCGGCUUACCUGCGGCCCCUGCCCGCCCUGUCAAUGCUGCUCCUGUCCAUCCUUCUGGUGGCGCCGGUGGUGGCCAGGAGCGGCGCAGGAGGAGGUCGCAGCGCCGAGUACUACCAGCGCCGUUACCAGGGCCGGCCGAGACGGGGUCCGGUACCGACUGCACCUCCGGCUGAGGAUGGUCAGAACAACAGCGACGAGGGGCACCAUCAGUGGAAGGACACGAGGUCAACGGUAGCGCCACUAAAUGUGACCAUCGGCGGGCCCGGCCGAUCGCUGAAAGCCGGGCUGAUGGUUCGGGCUGAGGACGGAGUGCUAAAACGCGAACAGUUCGGAGUGCUCCGUGCCAGCCCUUCGGCUGCUGCGAAGCCUGAGGGCGUGAAGGGCAUUAGCCGACCGAACUCUGCCAGUUCGUCUCGCCCUUCAACUGACACGAGUGUCUAUGAAUCGGUGGCGGUGACCCAAGUAGAGUCAAUAUUGAGAGACUCAGUGAUCCGCCAGGAGCCGGAGAACAGGCCUGAUUCGGUGACUCCCUCGACGGCAAGACACCCUCCUGACGGAGAACAGUUCGGCAGGGCUAGCGCCACUGGUGCAACGAACACAGCCAGCCUGCAGUGGCCACAGGCCAAGUUUGUCCGUCUGCCGGUGCUGACUGUUCUGCGGUUCGCGAACGACGCGUGCGGCUCGGAGAUCGGCGGAGGCUGGGGGACGUGUCUGCUGCCCUCAGAGUGUAGCCGACACCACGGGGUGGCCAGCGGUGCAUGCGCGCACGGCUUCGGCGUUUGCUGUGUCCAGAGCGAGACGUGCGGGGGCGAGACAAGUGUCAACAACACGUACUUUGUCAACCCGGAGCACCCGGUCGCGGGCGUGGCAGUGCGAUCGUGCAUCCUCACCGUGCACAAAGCGUCGCCGGAUGUGACGCAGAUUCGAAUUGACCUCACCGAAUUCCAGAUGGCGGGACCGACGAGCGGUACCUGCAAACGAGACGUGUUCAGCGUCAGCGGCCAGGACAGCAACAGCAUAGUGCCGGCACUCUGCGGCCAGAACGAUGGUCAACACUUAUAUCUGGAGGUGGGCGAGCGGACGGGUCCCGUGCAGCUGCGGGUAGUCACCUCGUCACCGUCUGGACACCGCUGGCGGGUCAGAAUCAGCCAACUGCGCCGCACCGAGGCCGGCCGGGCGCCGCCGCUGUGCCUUCAGUACCUGACUGGCCGCGCCGGUCGCAUCGCCAGCUUCAACUACAGGCCGGCGGCACAGGGCCAGGCUGGACAGCCGACGGACGGCGGGUAUAUGAACAACCUCAACUACAUGAUAUGUAUCAGGAAAGAGUCGGGCUUCUGCAGCAUUACUUACUCCACCGACAACUUUGGAUCGCAAGCUAUGGCAAAUGAGUUUAGCAUUGUUAACUUUGAAAAUGAGGAAUCAGCUACCGGUGGCACGCCGACCGUGCCGGCCGGCCAGGCGGGCGUCGGACCCAUCAAAUGUCGGCACGAUUUUCUGGUGCUCAGCCUGGACCGGCUCUGCGGCGAGCGGCUCAACGACGCGGCCGCCAGCAGCACGCUCACGGACAACGCCGACGUCACAGACUACUCCGCCGGCCAGUUCGUGGUCAAGUUUGUCUCCAAUCACCAGCGGACCGGAGCCGGCUUUCAGCUCGACUUUCGGCAGAACCCGUGCUCUUCUCAGCAGACCACAUGAAUGCGUUUCUCGUUUGCCUUCCGCGUUUGCGUUAGCAUCUGUCACCUGAGUCGCCCCAAGAGGGGUGGCCAGCCCUGUUUCAUAUCAUCGUGUCUGUUUGAAAGCACACAUCACAUGGAAGAACAGGCUAGCAGUAAGGUAGCUAGUUUAGUCCAUUAUUCAGGUAAAUAGUUGCCGCUAUCCUCAUCAGCAUAUGUGUGAGUUUAAUGAUGCAUAUCAUCAGGUAUGUGGCCAGUUGUGUCAGUGUAUCAAAGAACUGUGAUGAAGUGCUGGUAAUUGUAUCAAUACA
This is a messenger RNA of Amphibalanus amphitrite, 2137 nucleotides long. RefSeq lists its product as uncharacterized. The transcript has 10 exons. The record is from RefSeq and is a predicted model, not a curated record. The coding region runs from base 1 to 1848 and encodes 615 amino acids. Lineage: Eukaryota; Metazoa; Arthropoda; Thecostraca; Balanomorpha; Balanidae.